This is a messenger RNA of Ectocarpus siliculosus, 3989 nucleotides long. The record is from the annotation of a GenBank genome assembly. Lineage: Eukaryota; Phaeophyceae; Ectocarpales; Ectocarpaceae.
CAGUCUCGACUCAAGGCGGAGGACCGAGAGCAGAGCUUGCACAUCGCCAAUCGGGUCCACACGGUGGUUGUCACCAUGCCUGUCGGACACCGCCCUGGAUCUCUCCGCCAGGAGAACAAGAAACACAAAGGCAACGCCGGGCACCAAAGUAAGCGGGCCUCCAAAUCCGCUCUUGGAGCGGGACGAGUGGCAAACGAAAGGGGUGGUCCCAAAGCCGGGGUGAAGAGAGCAGCAGAGGCGCGAAAACAAAACCGCGCGAAUCACACCGUCCAGAUGCGCAAAAAGAAGCGGGAGGAAAUCUGGCUCCAGAAGAGGCUAGGCUCGGAAGCCGGCCCUCCUAAGCUGUGUGUGUGGGUUUCGUUGUCCACCAUAGCCACCCCUGACACCAUUCAGCAAGGCGUUCUUGACCAGUGUGCCCGCACCAGUGGCGACCCCUCAACUGGAGUUGGCGUGGUUAGCGCUGCUUUCCACCAGUUCAAGCAGCGUGUGACGUUCUUGACACCCGGGCGGGACCUGGCGGCGGUGCUGGAGUUUGCGAAGGUGGCUGAUCUUCUCUUGGUGGUUCUUCCCGUCCAGCAGGGAGCGGACUCGGCUAUAGACGAGGAGGGAGAAAUGAUGAUCACAGCCCUCAAGGCGGCAGGUCUGCCUGCUGUAGUUGGAGUAGUGCAGGGUCUUGACGUUCUCAAGGGCAAAAAACAAUCUGACAUGAAGAAGUGGGCGCAGCGCUUUUUCGAGACCGAGUUCGCUGGCCAGGCGAAGGCAGUAGACGCUUCCAACUCGAGUCUCUUGGCGCGCACACUCAGUACGACGGCGCCUCGGCGGAUACACUGGCGGGCGAUACGAUCGUACCUCCUCGCGGACAGCACGGAGGUUGUACCCGAGAGCGGGUCAAGGGGUGACAAGUUUGGCACGCUGCAUGUCCGCGGAUACAUUCGUGGCCGGCCACUUGAUGUCAAUCAAGUGGUCCACGUCGGCGAUGCUGGGCACUUCGGGUUGCGACAGAUCAACAGCGCCGCUGAACCGUUCCCGGUGAAGCCGAAAGACCGCGGUGGGGGGGCUCUGAAGGGGGAAAGUGCAGCACCGAGCGCCGGGGUGGAAGUCUUGGCGAGGGCAGACCCUGAACGCGACGACCUCAGCGUGGAGGCUACCGUAGAUAAUCUAGCUGGCGAACAAACGUGGCCGACGGAGCAAGAGCUGGCCCAAGCUGGAGGCGAGGAAGAAAUGGACGGGAUGGUGGACCAGGAAGUGAAGGGAAACGACGAAGAAAAGAGCGGUGGUAAAGUAUUACCUCAAGGCUGGUCUGGCUACCAAGCCGAGUGGCUUGAAGGUGCGGGCAGUGUAGAUGGAGAGAACGAGGAGGGCAGUGAUGAAGGGGAAGCAUGGGCGUUCGACGAGAAGGACGAUGACGACGAGUCGGUAGAUCCCAUGGAUGCCACCCUUGACGCGGCUAGACGCCAGGUUGCCGAGAACGAGGACACUCGUUUCCCAGACGAGGUGGAUACACCUGCGGAUCGGUCAGCUCGCGAACGUUUUGCACGUUUUCGGGCGUUGAAGAGCUUCCGAACAAGCCCUUGGGAUCCCAAGGAGAGCCUGCCCAAGGAUUAUGCGCGGAUUUUUCAGUUCGAGGAUUUCCCUGCCAUGCAGAAAGAUGUCCUCCGCGCUGGUGAAGCGAUGGAGCGCCAGCAAAACCAGAACCUGCUGGAGGUCAAAGAGGGCUCCGAGCGUGGAAGUCGACGGUCUUCGUUUGCCUCCUCUGUGGUUGGAACGUGUGGAGCCGGCAUGGAUGUCGACUCUGCGGCUGAUCAGGAUCUUACUGACCCGUCCGGAGUACUUGCGGCUGAUCAGGACCGCGUAAGCUACGUGCAGUCAGGGCAGUACGUCGAAGUCGUGAUUGAUUCGGUGCCUUUGGACGUAUUGGAGAAAAGGAAGGAGCUGCUUGGGGGUAGGGAUUGGCCUUUGGUUCUGUUCUCACUUUUACGGCAUGAGCACCGCCUCAGUGCCCUGCACUUCAACAUCAACCGCGACGCUCGCUUCGUCGAGCCUAUCCCUUCGAAGGAACCUCUCAUUUUUCAGUGUGGGUUCCGGAGGUGGGAAGCCAGACCAGUAUUCAGUCAAAUCAACUUGAAUUGUGACAAGCACAAGUACGAGCGAUUUUUGCGACAGGAUCGAUUCUCAGCGGCAAGCGUGUACGGUCCGACCACGUUUCAACCAUCUCCAGUGUUGGUCUUCAAGGAGGUGGCUGCGACGGGGAGCAACGCAAAACGGACAGUCUUAGUGGCGACAGGGACUCUCCUGGGCGUCGAUCCGGAUCGUAUCGUACUCAAGAAGAUAGUGCUGACAGGGUACCCGAUUCGCGUCCGAAAGCGCAAAGCUGUGGUGAAGCACAUGUUCCAUAGACCCGGAGACGUCAAGUGGUUCAAGCCGGCAGAGUUGGUCACCAAGUACGGGCUCACGGGGCAUAUCAAGGAGCCCGUCGGAACGCAUGGGCUGAUGAAGGUCAUCUUCAAUAAGGCGGUCAAGCAAAAUGACACCGUUUGUUUAAAUCUGUACAAGCGUGUGUACCCUAAGAUGGUCGCAGGAGAGGUGGUUGUGCGGUAGGGCGUGUAUGUGUCUUCCGGUUGUUCUGGGCGUUGAUUUCCAGACCCGUUUCGAUUUUGGAUGCCAGCCGGGGCCACCACACAGGAAACGAAAUGGCGUUUCUCCCCAUUCCUCCUGUUGUGCUUGCCUCUGCUUUUGUGACGAGAAUAUCUCAGCCGUUUAUUUUCCGUCGUCGACCGUGGAGUCGAAUUAGGUGCAUGUACGUGAGUUUUGUCGUUGUCCGCACAUUGUUAGGCAUGUUGUGAGAUAAACCCCCAGCUGUUGUGUUUUCGCCUCGAUUCGAGUCAUGCUGCAAAACGCGAAAAGGUUUUGAGGUUGUGGUCUGAAUCAGUGGGCAAACCAGCUCAUUUUACUAUGAAAAUGAAGGUGCCCGUGAGUGAUAUCGGUAGGCUUGGUUCCCGCAACAGCGCAGAAGGUCGUGUGCUUGCGCGAGUUGCUCAUUUUGACGAUCCUUGAACGUCCUACUUCGCACAACUUCUGCUGACUUUCACUCCACGUGACUCGGCAUAGGAUGUGCUUCGAAAUUCUAUUUAGCGGUUGCACUUUCGAGAAGUGCGAUCCUUGGCCACUUGUAACGAAAAAAGAGACGAAUAUUUGGUAUUGUUCCAUGAGUCGAUGCGUUACUGGCUUCACGAACUCAUGACUCAAGUCGUGUAUUGUCGACAUUCUGCGCUUUCUCCGAAAAGCCUCGGGAAACACUGAGGUACAGUAUUGGCCACUCCCGCUUUGCAUGGCAUGUUCGUGGUGAAAAGAGGCGAUUGUUUUGCUCAAUCCAUUCGAUGCGAGAAGAAUUAGGGUAAGGCGAGGUUAGAGGGAAGGGCAAGAUACAUCGACGACACACCACCGUAACUUUUCCGACACACAGUUAAUUGUCGUGACACCAUACUUCACUGCACUGGGCAAAACAUACAAUCUCGCUGCUCCUCCAGACACUUACUCCCCAGAUAUUAAUCCCCCUAGUAUCAGCCUACACUCGUGUCCGCGAGGACCUCGAAAGUCACAAGGUGGCGCUCAAAACGGGAGGAAAGCUCAGUUUUGCUAUUCCUCAGCCGCAACGGCCUCAUUUUGUGCAGUGCCAUCGGUUGCGCUGUCAGUUUCAAUAGCACCCUCCUGAGUUGCUUCAGUGCCCACACGACCUAAGAAUUCCAUUUUCAACGCCGGUUCCAGCAGCCAGCCACCAGAUGGCUUUUGCGCUCCAGGGUGGUAUUGCACCCGCACCACCUCUUUCUCCGAGCGACUCAGUAGUUCCUGGACGUGACCCCUGUAGAUGGCAGGCACCACUCCUUCGGUCUGCGUCGUUCGCUCGUAGUAAUAUAGCUGAGUGAGCUUGUGGAAGACCUUGUCUGCGCUCGCGCGGUACAGAUUUUGGAGCAGACCCACCACAAGCUUGU